CCAUCAACGUGGAUGUGUGAAGAUGACAGUGGUGUCUCGAGGGUUACAUUGCUGAGGAAGUUGAUUUUCGUCUCAAUAAUUUGGGGCUUUGUGAGGCUCAUGUAAUUGGAAGCCACGACUUUCACUGCAAGAUGGACGAAGUGAUCAAUAUCCAGAAUGAUCUCUUGCGAUCUUGUCUGAGUCAACAGAUCGAUGAGCUGAGCAUGUUGGAGUCAAUUUUUUGCAACCCCGGAGAAUUUCACAUUGAUGAUCACAGCAUUGCGGCGGAUAUCAAUGAAUUUCUCGAGAAUCGAUUGGACGCAGUCCAGAGGAAACUCGACUUCCGGAUAUGCUUGCAGCUGGAUGAGGGAAAAAUGUAUUUGAGCUUUGAAUUGCCACACUUUUACCCUUCUGUGGAGAUUCCACGAAUUUCCGUUGACUCCACAAAGCUCACAAAGAAGCAGGAGAUUGCCAUUGGGCGGAAAAUUGAGGACUACAUAAAGGGUUUGGAUAAAAGUGAACCCUACAUCUACCAAAUUGUCUCCUGGCUGCAGGAUAAUGUGGAUGAUUUGAGGGUUUCAGCGACAAAUGAUGCAGCAACGGAGAAGGAUGAGAAAGUAAUUUUUGAGCGAAUGUGGAUCUAUUCGCAUCAUAUUAAAAGUAAAACAAAAAGAAAAGAUAUUGUCAAGAAUGCUCAUGAUCUCUCCUUGACGGGAUUCUCACUCCCGGGGAAGCCAGGAGUAAUUUGCGUUGAAGGAGAGCAACGUGAUACUCAGGAAUUCUGGCAGCUUCUGCGACAAAUGCACUGGCAGAAGAUUACGCUGAAACAAUGUGAAGAAACUGAGGUGCUAAAGAGGGAUUUUGAUGAUCAAAGACGUUUUACAGACUUCAAGGAAAUACUCUUUGUCGAUGUUGGGGAUGAUGAGGAAGUUGUGCUCAAUAUGAGUAAUUUCAUUAAGUUCCUCGAACUACAUAAUUGUGGCUACAUUAAAAAGGAAUUGUUUGGUUUUGAUUAAAAUUGUUUUUAUAUUAAUUUUAUGUACAUUAUUGAUUAAAAAAAAAUUGUAAAGAAAAAA
Molecule: messenger RNA, 1055 nt
Organism: Lutzomyia longipalpis
Lineage: Eukaryota; Metazoa; Arthropoda; Insecta; Diptera; Psychodidae
Product: RWD domain-containing protein 2A
Exons: 2
Coding region: 132-995 (287 amino acids)
Molecular function (GO): protein binding
Source: RefSeq, a predicted model, not a curated record